Molecule: messenger RNA, 933 nt
Organism: Protobothrops mucrosquamatus (brown spotted pit viper)
Lineage: Eukaryota; Metazoa; Chordata; Lepidosauria; Squamata; Viperidae
Product: inosine-uridine preferring nucleoside hydrolase-like
Exons: 5
Coding region: 4-933 (309 amino acids)
Molecular function (GO): hydrolase activity, hydrolyzing N-glycosyl compounds
Source: RefSeq, a predicted model, not a curated record
GACAUGAAGAAACUUCUGUUGAUUGAUGCUGAUUGUGGUGUUGAUGACGCUCAAGCUAUAAUGAUGGCUCUUGCAAAUCCCGGUGUAGAAGUCCUGGGGAUUACUUGCACUUAUGGGAACAACCUAUUGGAAAAUACAUCUAGAAAUGUGCUCCGUGUGUUACAUGUUUGUAAUAAGCUUGAGAUUCCAGUUUAUCCUGGUGCUACUGCUCCUCUACUUGGUGGGCCUGUGACAGGGGCACUGUUCCAUGGCAAAGAUGGAUUGGGUGAUGUUCCUGAUCCUAAUGCACCAGGAACAGAACUUCUGCAGAAAGAAAAUGCUGUGACCGCAAUAUUAAGAAUAGUGAAUGAGCGACCAGGUCAGAUAUCUCUGGUUGCUCUUGGUCCAUUGACGAAUAUAGCACUAGCAGUAAAAAUGGAGCCAUCACUUCCCAAGAAACUUAAAAAUUUGUUCAUCAUGGGAGGAAAUACUGAAUCCAGAGGAAAUGUUAAAGUGUGUGGAGAAUUCAAUUUUGCAACUGAUCCUGAAGCUGCUUACAUUGUCUUAAAUGAGUACACCUGUCCAAUGUAUAUUGCAGCCUGGGAGUUCACCUGUGCCUGCUCACUGCCCUGGGAAUUCUACCAUGAAUGGGUAAAUCAGAAUACUGAGAAAGCCAAGUUCAUGAAGAAAAUAUUUGCUCAUUCUUUAAAAAUCGCAAAGCCUCAUUUAGGCUUUGUUUCUUGCGACUCUUAUGCCAUGGCUGCUGCCAUUGAUGAAAACUUUGUCACGGAAGUCACAGUAAUUGGCGUAAGUGUUGAGCUUAGUGGCUGUCUAACCAGAGGAAUGAUGGUAAUGGAUUGGUCUGAUCAUCUGAAAAAGGAACACAAAGCAUUUGUAAUGAAAAACUGUGAUUUAGAGAAAUUCCAGGGGCUUAUGAUGGAUGCUUUGAAAUAA